UCGCAUUAGCCUUUCGUUCUUACUUGUUCAAUGUCAAAGUAGAGGUGGAAAGCUGGUUUAAAAGCCGAUGCUGUUAUCGCUCUGCUUUAGAAGUUUCACCGAAGUCGUGAGGCACAGAGUUUUAAUCAAGUAUUCCAGAACAGCUCAUAAAAUGAACCGAAGUUUAUUACUCUGGACUGUGGUGUUGAUGCUAUUAAUUACCGGCACAUUUGCUCAGUUGUUUCAUAGAAGCGGCAACUGUCCACUGAGAAAUACAGUGACCAAUUGCACCCCCAGAUGCAUGAGUGACGAACAAUGUCCCUUCAAUCAAAAAUGCUGUCCGAAUAAAUGCAGUUCCACGUCGUGUGCCCAAUCGAGUGCUAUAAACACUGGUAGUGAUGGCGGUUACAAGGGUUCGAGCAAUCAAGCCGUUUACUGUAAUGGAGUGAAAUGCGCCGCGUAUGAAAAAUGCCAAUACGACCGCAACGCCAAACGAGAGAAAUGCACCCGCGCUUAACACACAAAUACACAUAAAAAUAAGUAUGAUGUAUGGUAUAUGGUAUAUCUUAUGCUUAUAUCAAUUAUGGUCUAUCUUUCUAUGGUCUAUAUUUUCUCUUUAUCUUAAUUUGUUAUCUCUUACUCCGAUUCAAAUUUCUUGACAAUUUUUAUUAAAAAACAUUUUUUUGAAGUUAAUUUACAUGCCGAAUCAGAAAAAAACUGUAAAUGCGUUGUAAGAUGCGCUUAAUGUAAUAAGCAAUAGCAGUGUGUCAUCCACGCACAAGAAAUGAAAAUUAAACCCCGACCAGAUAAUGAAAAUGAUUAUUUCUCGUGAUUUACUUUCUCAAUCUUUGAUACAUAAGCUGCUUGUAUUGAAAUAAAUGCUGAAAAAUGACAGAAAUGAAGAAUCAAAGUUACGUUAAUGUCAGCACGUUUCAUAUAGAGAAUACAUUUUACCUACCGCAUUACAUUAUAUAUCUUUAUACAUAACAAUGAAUAUAUACAUAUUUAAUCAAGUCAAUUAUACAAUGAUUCGAAAGGAAAUCAACUCUUAUUGAUAUAAAAAAUAUCAAAAUAUUUCAAUUCAUACCUGUACUUGUGUAUCAAUUUAGCAAUAAAACUGAGUAAGGAUGUUAA
Cataglyphis hispanica is the source of this 1113-nucleotide messenger RNA. RefSeq lists its product as uncharacterized. The transcript is spliced from 4 exons. Lineage: Eukaryota; Metazoa; Arthropoda; Insecta; Hymenoptera; Formicidae. Gene Ontology annotation, cellular component: extracellular region. The record is from RefSeq and is a predicted model, not a curated record. Gene Ontology annotation, molecular function: peptidase inhibitor activity. Bases 68 to 496 code for a protein of 142 amino acids.